AGGCAGGUCAAGUCAGGCCAAGUCGCCUUAGAUAGGGGAUUCUGCUAAACCGGUUCCGCGCUGGCCGUCGACGGGAGGGAGAGAAGUGCGAUGUGGUUGGCUUACUCCAUGCACCAGAGAGCCAGACUCAGCAAAGCCGCGAGAAAUAGAGUUGGAGGAGUCUGGAGGUGCUGGACAGUGGCGGUCGGGACGCUGAACUCUGGAUUCUGGAUUCUGGGGGUGUUUCUUGGGAUGAGGGUGAACGAGUCGUGCCCAACAGCGACUUUCUGGGCGCGCGCUCUGGUCGACAAUUUGCCGCGCGUUGACUCUACCAAUCAGUCAAAUAAUUAUCGAUAUUUUUCUUAUUUAUUUCAGCCUUUUUCACCCUAAGGAGGGAAUUUCUCGCGCUGUAUUUUCUAAUUAAUGUGAAAUUUUAAUUAGGGCCAUGGUUCUGGUGAUUCUG
Molecule: messenger RNA, 442 nt
Organism: Amorphotheca resinae ATCC 22711
Lineage: Eukaryota; Fungi; Ascomycota; Leotiomycetes; Helotiales; Amorphothecaceae
Exons: 1
Coding region: 91-369 (92 amino acids)
Source: RefSeq, a predicted model, not a curated record